Molecule: messenger RNA, 3483 nt
Organism: Varanus komodoensis (Komodo dragon)
Lineage: Eukaryota; Metazoa; Chordata; Lepidosauria; Squamata; Varanidae
Gene: LIPI
Product: lipase I
Exons: 9
Coding region: 343-1653 (436 amino acids)
Biological process (GO): lipid metabolic process
Molecular function (GO): carboxylic ester hydrolase activity; lipase activity
Source: RefSeq, a predicted model, not a curated record
AUCAGGUAAAAGGGUUUCUCUGUUUUCUUCUUUUUUUACUCCUUCUAAGUCUAAAAGGCAAAAUAUGCAAAAUAACCCUUUCCUCUCUCAGUCAAUGCUUAUUGUAUUAAGCCCUGUAAACCAGGUUCUAGUGUGUCAGAGAAGUUAAUGUGAUUUCGAAGAAACAGCUAUUCCGAGGAAACUGAAACUGCCUUGCCUUGCCUAUUUAAGCUAGCAAGGAGGGGCCAGGAAUUGCAAAAGCGUACUGUUCUACUGUGCACUUCCUACUAUGCACCACACCUUUUUUAUCUGUGACGCUUAACAGAGAAAUAAAAGCCAGCAUGAAAGAAGGAAACCUCUCUGAUGUGGAUGUUUCACGCUGCUUUGCAAGCAUUAUCAAUGGUGGGGUUGUGUUUCUUCCUCUUCUUCGCCGCAUGUUGUAUAAGCACAGCUGUAGGACAAGAAUGCCCUACAUUUACUAACCUUACUGUGGCAGAUUCAGUAAUUGGUACAAAUCUGAAAGUGCAACUGCUUUUGUACACGAGAAGAAACAAAGACUGUGCUGAGAAGCUCCAUGAAUUCAAUCUAACUUCUACACAUCUAGAUUUGACCAAGAAAGUGAUCAUGGUUAUCCACGGUUACAGAUUUACAGGUUCUCCUCCAGUAUGGAUUUAUGAAAUUAAAGAUCAACUUCUUGAAAAAGGAGACAUCAACGUCAUAAUAGUAGACUGGAAUCGGGGGGCCACAACCAUAAUUUAUUCUAAUGCUGUUUACAAUGCUAAGAAUGUAGUAGAAAUCUUGAAGAACUUUAUUGACCAAAUGUUGGCAAAUGGACUUUCACUCGACUCCAUUUACAUGAUUGGAGUGAGCCUUGGGGCUCAUAUAGCUGGAUUUGUUGGAAAAGCAUACCAUGGCAAAAUUGGCAGAAUUACAGGGCUUGACCCAGCAGGGCCAUCAUUUACUGGGAAGUCCCCCAGUGAAAGACUGGAUCACACUGAUGCCCAGUUUGUAGAUGUUAUUCAUUCGGAUAUUGAUGGGACUCAGUAUUUCAAAUGUGACCAUCAGAGAUCUGUUUUUUUGUACAUGGCAUCCUUGAAACACAAUUGUCAUAUAUAUGCAUACCCUUGUGAUUCAUAUGAGGAUUUUACAAAUGGAAAAUGUGUGAGCUGUGAAGCUUUCCACCCACUUCCAUGCCCGAUACUGGGUUAUUAUGCUGAUCAAUGGAAGAACCAUUUAAUUGAAAAGAAACCUCCAGUGACAACAGCUUACUUUGACACUGCAGACAAAGAACCAUUCUGCAUGUAUCAUUACUCUGUGGAUAUUAUUACCUGGAACAAAAGCAAUAGAAAUGGUUUCAUAAAUAUCAAAAUUAUAGAUAAUGCAGGAAAUAUCACAGAAUCCAAAAUUAAGAGUGAUGCAGCCACAUUUCAGCAAUAUAAGCAAACCAAUAUAUUGGCUGGAUUUUAUUUGGAUUUCCACAGUGUAUCAAAAAUUGCCUUAACAUUUUCUACAAAGAAUGUAAUAGGCCCAAAGUACAAGCUUAGGGUCCUCCAAAUGAGAUUAAAAUCUAUGUCAGAUCCAGAAAGGAUUCAGCUAUGUAGAUAUGAUUUUAUACUGUUGGAUAAUACUGAAACAACCUUCAGGCCUAUUCCAUGCCUUAAGACCAAUAUGUGAAAUGAUUAUCUCUUUAAGUAUUUUCUCUUAAGCAUGUUAUACACAUGAAGAUUACAACAGCCAUGAGAAAUGGCAUGAAGGCCAAGAAGACAAAUUUUCAAACAACAUGGCUACUUUUUGAGGAUCAGACUGAACUUCGACAAGAAAUUAAAAGUUGUAAUGUGCUAAGAUGCAUCCUGCAAUCCACUGCCGAUUGACAAGAAGGGAAUCAAUGCUGUGAAUUAUCUUCCAUGCUGACUUGUACUGCAAAUCUGGCACCCAAGAAUAAUUGACUGAACUUAACAGUGAACACAACUUUGAUGCUAUGUGUAGAAUUACAGUGCAUAAGAACAUAGUUUUUUUGAAGUUUUGUAUUUGACAGAUGUUGUUCCUUUUAAUGUGAAUUUGAGAUCAGGGAGUUCAGGCCACCCUUUGGGCUUAUGUACAAUGGAACAAGAAAAUCUUUGGUGAACAGGGUAUUGUGAACAUCGGGGUCCACAGACUCACAAGGACUUGCACGAUUGGGGCAGUAAUUGAUACAAUAUGAAUAGUGCAAACUGACCAGAGAACCAAAAUCUGUUGACCUAGUCAGGCAUUCAAUACCUAUGAUUAUUUAAUAGGUAAAGGGUCUUUCUAGAACAUGCAAGCUAUUCCUACUCCCUAGAGCCAGGCAUGUUGAACCUCACAGCCCUAUGGGCCAAAUGUGCCAUCCCUAUCUGAUCCUCUGGAGUUCCUGGGUGGUCAUGUCCCCUUCCCUCCAACCAUAAAUCACUGAUGAUUUCCUGGCUUGGGCCCAAUUCUUUAUUCUGACAAGAUUGAAAUAUCUCUCCUAAGGAUUAAUUACUGGCAGUAAGAGACUCAAGAUAAAAUAUGCUGGAGUUUGAGGGCAUUUCUGGUGUUCUUGGCCUUGCCUGCUUUUGUUGUCAACAUCCCCCACCACCAUAAUACAACCCCCAUGAGUGCCUCCAGUGCUGAUUUUGGUACUCAAGCUGACAUCCAUAAAAGCCGCUCUCUAGCCAGUCAUGCCACACAAAGGUUGCACAGGGUGUACAUCAGUUUCUAGAAUGUAGGAAUAGCUUGUGCAUUUUAGGUAGCUCUUUGACACAUGAUGCAUGUGUUUAUUUUUUUAAAGUAUACAGAGCUCAAUGUGAUUUAUUUCCUAAUAGAUGUACUUAUAAUUAGGACACUAGCUCUUUAAUUUCUGCUUUCAUGCAACCCUAACCCAUGUAUAUUUUUAGUUUAUGUUUAAUUAAAUUGUAUUUAUUUUAAGCCAAGGGCAUGUUGCUAAUACUAAAGUAAUACAGAAAAGAUUUCUCUUUGGAGCCAGUGACAAUAACAUGGAGUAUACUUUUCAUGAGCUUCUUGGGAGUCAUUGAUGUUUUUAACAUCCAGACCAGAAUUGAUGGAGCCAUAAUUCGUAUAUAAUCCCACCUAAUUCAUAUAGAAAGCAAAAUAUUGUAAAUGUGGUUUUUUUUUACUUUUAACAGUACAGGUAGUGUGCAGAAGUCAUAUGGAACCCUUCAUGCUUCCACAGUUGAUUACUCCAGGCAAUGCUUCCGUUUCUGGCUCCAGUAGUAGAACAGAAAAAUAUACUUGAAAAAUUGGACUGACAAAGAGGAAAUAAGAUGAAGGAAAGCGUGUUCACUGUGGCUUUAUCAUGUACCCUUUUUAUUGCUUUAAGUAAGCUCUUCCCACUGCUAGUUUUAUCUGUAAAGUUCUCCCUCACAUCAUGAUCAUCAGAAAGGCUACUGUGGCCUGAUCCAGCAAGGUUUUUCUUAUUUUCUUGUAGGUGAAUGCAAGGGACACAUGAAAAGAAACAUGACUGGAUAAAUACAGAAUAUUGAAGGACAA